CUCCUCCCCUGCCCCGCCCCCUGGUCCGGCCUCGCCUUCUCCCCGCGCGGGACGAUGAGGCUAAACGGGACCCCUGAGGCAGCGCCGCUGCGGUUACCGGGUUGCGAGUAGGACCGUGCGAGCCUCCGCAGUUAAAAAAUGGCAGAAACAACCAGUUCUCCACUGAAGCACUUUGUGUUGGCUAAAAAGACAAUUACAGCCAUCUUUGACCAGCUACUGGAGUACGUCACCGAAGCCACAAAUUUUGUUGAAGACACAUAUAAGAAUCCAGAACUUGAACACAUAGCCACUGAGGAUGAUCUGGCGGAAAUACAGGCCUAUAAAAAUAAGUUAUCAGUCAUUGGUGAGGUGCUGUCCCGAAGACACAUGAAAGUGGCAUUUUUUGGCAGGACGAGCAGUGGCAAGAGUUCUGUCAUCAAUGCGAUGUUAUGGGACAAAGUUCUUCCCAGUGGCAUUGGCCACACGACAAACUGCUUCCUGAGUGUAGAAGGGACAGACGGGGAUAAAGCCUAUCUGAUGACCGAAGGAUCAGAUGAGAAGAAAAGUGUCAAGACUGUGAAUCAACUGGCCCAUGCUCUUCAUAUGGACAAAGACCUGCAAGCUGGCUGUCUUGUACAUGUAUUUUGGCCGAAGGCAAAGUGUGCACUAUUGAGGGAUGACUUGGUUUUAGUAGACAGCCCAGGCACAGAUGUCACCACAGAGCUGGAUAGCUGGAUUGAUAAAUUUUGUUUAGAUGCUGAUGUCUUCGUUUUGGUAGCAAAUUCAGAAUCAACAUUAAUGAACACGGAAAAACACUUUUUUCACAAGGUGAAUGAGCGACUUUCCAAGCCUAAUAUCUUUAUCUUGAAUAACCGUUGGGAUGCCUCUGCCUCAGAACCAGAAUAUAUGGAAGACGUGCGUCGGCAGCACAUGGAGCGUUGCCUGAAUUUCUUGGUGGAAGAGCUCAAAGUUGUGGAUCCCUCUGAAGCACAGAAUCGCAUCUUUUUUGUUUCAGCAAAGGAAGUUCUCAGCGCCCGGAAGCAAAAGGCACAAGGGAUGCCUGAGGGAGGUGGAGCACUUGCUGAAGGAUUUCAGACAAGGUUCCAGGAGUUUCAGAACUUUGAACAAAUUUUUGAGGAGUGUAUCUCGCAGUCAGCAGUGAAAACAAAGUUUGAACAGCACACUAUCAGAGCUAAACAGAUAAUAGAUACUGUGAAAAACAUAAUGGAUGCAAUAAACGUGGCAGCCGCAGAAAAAAGGAUUUAUUCCUUGGAAGAGAGGGAGGACCAGACUGACAGAUUGGACUUUAUUAGAAACCAGAUGAACCUUUUAACACAAGAUGUCAAGAAAAAAAUCAAAGAGGUUACUGCAGAGGUAGAGAACAAGGUUUCAUGUGCUAUGACAGAUGAAAUUUGUCGCCUGUCCGUUUUGGUUGAUGAGUUUUGUUCCGACUUCCAUCCUUCUCCAAGUGUGCUCAAAGUGUAUAAAACUGAACUAAACAAGCACAUAGAAGAUGGUAUGGGAAGAAAUUUGGCCGAUCGCUGUUCCAGUGAAGUCAAUGCAUCAAUGCACCAAUCACAGCAGGAAAUGAUCGAAAAUUUGAAGCCAUUGCUUCCUGCCGGUAUACAGAAUAAGCUCCAUGUAUUAAUCCCUUGUAAGAAAUUUGAUCUCAGCUAUGACCUGAAUUGUCAUAAGUUGUGUUCUGACUUUCAAGAAGAUAUUGUAUUUCGUUUUUCCUUGGGGUGGUCAUCCCUGGUUAGCCGGUUCUUGGGCCCUACAAAUGCCCAGAGGGUGCUCUUAGGAUUAUCAGAGCCCAUCUUACAGGUGCCUCGAUCUAUCGCUUCUACUCCCUCUGCUCCUCCUAAUCCUGCAACACCAGAUCUUGUGUCUCAGGAAGAACUGAUGGUUAACAUAGUAGCAGGCUUAGCAUCUUUAACUUCAAGGACUUCAAUGGGCAUCAUUGUUGUUGGAGGAGUGAUUUGGAGAACAGUGGGCUGGAAACUGAUAACGAUUUCCCUCAGUAUGUAUGGAGCUUUGUAUCUUUAUGAACGACUGAGUUGGACCACUCGAGCAAAAGAGAAAGCCUUCAAGCAGCAGUUUGUCAACUAUGCAAGUGAAAAACUCCAGAUGAUUGUUAGCUUCACGAGUGCUAAUUGCAGCCAUCAAGUACAGCAGGAAAUGGCUACAACUUUUGCUCGUCUGUGUCAGCAAGUCGAUGUUACCCAGAAACAGCUGGAAGAAGAAAUUUCUAGGCUGUCCAAAGAAAUAGACCAUUUGGAGAAAAUACAAAACAAUUCCAAACUUUUAAGAAAUAAAGCAAUUCGACUAGAAAACGACCUGGAGAAUUUUACGAAGCAGUUUCUCCAUCCAAGCAAGUAGAAGAAUCUCAGCAGAUGGCUCUGGUUGUACCAGAGGAAAGGCAGGACUUUGUUGAUUUCCGUGAAAAGUGAUUCUAAAUAUGAAUUAUAUUGACUUUUCCUUGUUGAAAAUUGCAAAUCUGGGUUUAGAUUCUGGCACUGAACUAUCUCAAGGUGUUUGCGUUUCUUAACAAUGGUUACAUGGUAUGUUUGUGUUCUUAGUUGUAAUGGGGGGAGGAGGGGUAAAGCACCAGAUCUUUUGCUGAUUUAAAAUAAUGAAAUUGUGAAGGGAAGUACAACUGAUUGUGAGAAAUGUCUGAGGAAUGGGCUCUUGAGCUCCUAAAUAGGGUUUCUGAAAACCCUGCUUCCUGGCAUCCAGGAAUUAGAAAGGCCAUUUCAGCCCCAUUUUUUCCAGAAUAAUUUUUUUCUUUUAUCGAGUGAGAAUAACCAAUCUUUUAUCUUUAAAAAAAAUACUCUUUAUUUAUGCAAAUAGAAAUUAUUUUUGUCACUGGGCAGGUAAGCAUAUAACAUUAAUGCGCUUUUCACUAUUGCCCAUUACAACUACCUAGUCACAUCACAGGCCUUUCAUUGAAUUGUCAUUCACUUCAAACAGGAUUUGUGGGUAAUAGGGAUCUCACCUGCCUCUGCUUGGGGAAGGAAUAACAUCUACAAAACUGAAGUGAAGCGUCAGAUUGAUAAAAAGAGCUUAGCUAUAGAGAGCAGUAAGAGCUUAGCAUGUCAGGGGUAUAUACAGGGAUACUUUCAUGUACAAAACCAAGAAGGGAGUGGUUGCCUUUGUGUACUUGGGUUUCAUGUGGACCGUUGCCUAAGUAAGGUUUGCCCCCACUAAUGUCCUUUUCAUGUUAAGUUUUCCAGCUUGGACAGAAACUGGAGUGGUUUGUGUUUCUUCUUACCAAGGUUUUCAUGUAUUUGAGUAUAUGGUCAAUCAUCUGGUUUCCUUUAAAUCCAAAAUGGGGUUGAUGGUUAAUAUAGGAAUGAAGAAAAAUUCUGUUGCUCUCAUGGUGUGUGUGGGGGUGGGGAAUGUAUUGGCCAGGUAUGACUUUUUACUGGGGAAAGAACAGAAUUUCAGACUCCCUUAUUUUAGGUACCAGAGCUGAGCUCUUUCCCUGGGCUGCCUGAGCAGUUUUUUGUUGAACAUUUUACUGUAUGCACAGAUUUACUGUAAAUACAGAUUUUGGGGGGGUUAUUCAUUCACUGCUUCCCUUUUUGUGCCUUUAAGGCUUCUGAAUGCUAUUUAUUAUUCAACCUUCUCCAGGCAGGUGUGCCUCUAUUUUUAAAGAAUAAAUAGCAUUGUUUUGGGCCAUUGAAAGCCUUUCAAAUUAUUUAUAUAUUUUUAUGCAAUUUAAGUGUUUAACAGGAUAAAAUAUUCAGGUCCAGAACCGAAUGAAAAGUUAAACUGUUAUACAGACUGGUAAUAACUCUGACAAGGCCCAACUGAAGAAUGGGAAAAGUGGGAACAUUGGGUGGUCUUGGAUUAAAAUUAAUACUCCUCUUAAGCCACAAGUUGGCCCCCAGUAUGAGCCAGCUCUCUGUAUGCAUGUGGACGGUGCAGUGGCUUGGUUGCAUCAAUCUGAUUAGUAUAGCAGUCAUCAGUUUCCUUCAGUAUUUUGAAAUAAAGCAUUGCCACCUGA
Molecule: messenger RNA, 3988 nt
Organism: Dromiciops gliroides (monito del monte)
Lineage: Eukaryota; Metazoa; Chordata; Mammalia; Microbiotheria; Microbiotheriidae
Gene: MFN1
Product: mitofusin 1
Exons: 18
Coding region: 139-2358 (739 amino acids)
Biological process (GO): mitochondrial fusion; mitochondrion localization
Cellular component (GO): mitochondrial outer membrane
Molecular function (GO): GTP binding; GTPase activity
Source: RefSeq, a predicted model, not a curated record